This is a messenger RNA of Apis dorsata (giant honeybee), 1091 nucleotides long. Its product is annotated as thioredoxin-related transmembrane protein 1-like. Bases 88 to 963 code for a protein of 291 amino acids. Lineage: Eukaryota; Metazoa; Arthropoda; Insecta; Hymenoptera; Apidae. The transcript has 5 exons. The record is from RefSeq and is a predicted model, not a curated record.
CAACCAACUAUAAUAGAUUAGAUUCGUGUUUCUUCCUAUGACCGGCAGCGUGUAUCUACGGUACCGGUGGAAAUUAGUUAAUAUAAAAUGUCGUGCACUAAAUUCCGUUUUUUAUUUUAUAUCACAUAUAGUUGUUUAUUUUUGAAUCUUGUAAAUGCAAAUAUUCAGACAUCAUCAAAAAAUACUUUUGCAGAACAACUUACUGAAGAAAAUUGGGAUCGUAUACUAAUCGGAGAAUGGAUGGUGGAAUUUUAUGCUCCAUGGUGCCCUGCUUGUAAAGCAUUGGAACCAAUUUGGGAACAUCUUGCUUCACAAAAGAAGAAUCUAAAUAUUAAUGUAGCAAAAGUUGAUGUAACUGAUUCUCCAGGACUUAGUGGAAGAUUUAUGGUUACAGCUUUACCAACAAUAUAUCAUGUUAAAGAUGGUAUAUUUAGGCAAUAUAAAAGCCCUAGAGAUAAAGAUUCAUUGAUUGAAUUUGUAUCUGAAAAAACUUGGGAAAAAAUUGAACCAAUUCCUGGUUGGAAGAGUCCAACUUCUAUUCAAAUGUCUCUUAUUAGUCAAUUCUUUAAAAUGUCACAAGUAUUAAGGGGAAUACAUAAUAAACUUAUGGAAGAUUUUGGAUUACCUACAUGGGGAAGUUAUUUAAUUUUUGCUAUUGCUACUAUUGUUUUAGGUGCAAUAUUAGGAUUGUUUAUUGUCUGCUUGAUCGAUUUUAUAUAUCCACCAAAACCUGUGAUGCUUCAAGACAAAAAGAAACAAAAAGAAGGAUCAGGAGGAUUUAUGCAAGAGAAAAGUAUACAAGAUGAAGAAAUUGUUAAAAAUGUUAAAGAUGAUUUAGUAGAUGAAGAAUCUGAACAAGAAGGAUCAGAGACAGAAGAAAAAGAAAAAGAUGUAAAUAAAGAUUCCAAAACUGAACCAAGCAGUCCAAAUGUUCGUAAACGUAAGCCACGUAAAGCUGAUUAGACAUACUAAUUUCUUGUAUGUACAUAUUUAACAUCUGGAGAAAAUGAUAAACGAUAUUUAACAGUUUGUAAUAUUAAUUUGUUUUGAUAAAUGAAGACAGUGACAACAAUACAUGAAUAUUCUAUUUG